CAGGGCCUUCCUGAUGUAUAUAUGCAGGUAGUGUGAUUUGAAACGGCCCUUUGAAACAGUAAUAGAAUAAAACUCUGAUUUGGGGAGUAGCAGUUCUCCUCAGUUUUCUACUGUCUUGUGGGAAUGAGUUGCCAACCUUUUACUUCGGCUGAUACCUUUAUACCUCUGAAUUCUGAGGCUUCUGCAACUCUGCCUCUAAUCAUGCAUCACAGCGCUGCUGAGUGCCUCCCAGUCUCUAACCAUCCCACCAACGUGAUGUCCACAGUCCCGUCUAUUUUGUCUUUGAUCCAAACUCCUAAAUGUUUGCACGCAUAUUUCUUGGUGACAACAUUGGGAAACACAGCAACAGGACUUCAUUACUCUGUUCCUUCCUGUCACUAUGGAAACCAGCCAUCGACCUAUGGAGUGAUGGCAGGUAGCUUAACCCCUUGUCUUUAUAAGUUUCCUGACCAUACCUUGAGUCAUGGCUUCCCUCCCCUGCCCCAGCCUCUUCUGGCAGAGGACCCCGCCGUCACUGAUUUCAAGCAGGAACUCAGGCGGAAAAGUAAAUUGGUUGAAGAGCCAAUAGACAUGGAUUCUCCGGAAAUCCGAGAACUUGAGAAGUUUGCCAAUGAAUUUAAAGUGAGAAGAAUUAAGUUAGGAUACACCCAAACCAACGUCGGGGAAGCCCUUGCAGCUGUGCACGGCUCUGAAUUCAGUCAAACAACUAUCUGCCGAUUCGAAAACCUGCAGCUCAGCUUUAAAAACGCAUGCAAGCUAAAAGCAAUAUUAUCGAAAUGGCUGGAGGAAGCUGAGCAAGUAGGAGCUUUAUACAAUGAAAAAGUGGGAGCAAAUGAAAGAAAAAGAAAGCGAAGAACAACUAUAAGUAUUGCUGCUAAAGAUGCUCUGGAGAGACAUUUUGGAGAACAGAAUAAACCUUCCUCUCAAGAGAUCAUGCGAAUGGCUGAAGAACUGAAUCUUGAGAAAGAAGUAGUAAGAGUUUGGUUUUGCAAUCGAAGGCAGAGAGAAAAACGGGUGAAAACAAGUCUGAAUCAGAGUUUAUUUACUAUUUCUAAGGAGCAUCUUGAAUGCAGAUAAAAUUUAUUAUUGUGUGAUAGCUGAUUUUUCUCUAGUUUUCAUUCCUUUCUCUUCUCCAACAAAAAUAGAAAUUAGUUAUUUGGUUGGUUUCAAAAAUCAUUUUAUAUCAAUAACUUUUGCAGAAGCUUUCCUACUUUUUUAAAAAGAAGACAAUUAUUUAAAUAUUGAUGAAUUAUUUUCUUUAAAAUAAUUAUUCUCAGAAGCCAAACUGUACAUUUUUAAACCAAAGAUACCAAUAGGAAUAAAACAGUGAUUCUCUCU
Molecule: messenger RNA, 1338 nt
Organism: Odobenus rosmarus divergens (Pacific walrus)
Lineage: Eukaryota; Metazoa; Chordata; Mammalia; Carnivora; Odobenidae
Gene: POU1F1
Product: POU class 1 homeobox 1
Exons: 6
Coding region: 124-1077 (317 amino acids)
Biological process (GO): regulation of transcription by RNA polymerase II
Molecular function (GO): RNA polymerase II cis-regulatory region sequence-specific DNA binding; DNA-binding transcription factor activity, RNA polymerase II-specific
Source: RefSeq, a predicted model, not a curated record